CACAAACAUCAGCCGUCGCCGACGCAAGGAUACAGAAGGCAGGAUCGCGCGCAGGAUAUACGAGAAGGUCGAUGCAAGCGCGGGCGUGAGGAAGCGACGGGGGGAGAGAGGGCGCAGAGAGGGGUGAAGAAGAGAAAGGAGGAAGAUCCUACGUGUCUAUCCCCCCACCAGAGGUAGGUGGUCCACGGAACCGCCUCCGCGGACGGGUCUGCCAUCCGUCCGACGGUUUCGGUGCGUGUGCCAGACGUGUGCUCGUCUCGUCUCGCCUCGGCCCGUUCUUCCUCCCGUGGACCAACCUGUGCGGCCGUGCCGCGCGGACGGUUUCUUCGCCUCCCUGAAUCUAUCGUCGGGGUCCACCGUCGCCUCUCUCCUCUCGGCCGAUCAGUCGGCCAUCGGAGUUUACCUGAUUCGUUGGUACCACCGUGCUACCGUGUCUCUCGCGACCUCCGUGUCCACCGAUGACGCGAGUAAAAUCGGAUGAGAUACAACACUGUAUUAGUUUACAUUUCCUCGAUAAUUGAUAACGAGGGAGAGACGGAGAGAGAGGGAGAGGGAGAGAGACGAUAACUGCGAUAAAAAUUCUCCGACGGACGAGACGGCGUGGAUUUAACUAUGACGCGACUCGGCGAUCUCGACGUCGACCAGGACGAAUUCUCCUCGGCUCAAUUUGGAACCUCGAAGUAACGCGCCGUAUAACGACUCUCGAGUCGUCUCGUGUCGAACACGAGAAGGCAAAUCCGUGAGAUCAGUAUCCUCGAGAACGAUCGAUGAGAGAUAAGUCGAGGAACUGUAGUCCGGGAAGAUUCCGAAGAGUGCGUCUCCCUUCUCGACACAUCGCGUCGUCGCGUCAAUUUCUGUCUAAUAUUUCCCGGAGCUGAUAACGAAGUGAAUCUCCGAGUGAUCUACGAGUUCACAGGAAUCGGUUUAAUAUCGAAAUAUAUUCCGAUGCGGAUAAGGUCGCAUGGGGUCGACUAAGUAGCCAUAAAGAAGAUUCGGCGACCUAUCCGACCCGAUAAAUUGCAUCCUGAUAACCCUCGAUUAAUUAUCGAGCCUCUCUCUUCCUGUGACGGAGAUCCCUUACUGAGAAUCUCGUUUUAUCUGCGACAAAAAUCCACGAAAUGCGCUUUAUCUUCCGUCGAAAUUUGCCAAUCGACUUAUUAUUGAUUAUUGAGUGACGUUCGUAUGUUGAAAGUGCGAUAGUUUUCGGUGAUCGUGAACGUCAGUGAAGAGAGUGCGUCGGAUUUAACGAGAUUGAAAAUGGAGACCCAUCACAAUAACAACGGCUUAUCGCCGAUGGAGGGUAAGGCCAGUUCAUCGAGCAACGAACACGGCAACAAUAGUUCCUUGGACGAUGCUGUGGGCAAGCUACUGCAAGGAUACGACUGGACACUACUUCCGGUAACUUCGCGCGCCGGCGGACGAAGAAGCGCUCACGUGAAGCGUCCCAUGAACGCCUUCAUGGUAUGGGCGCAAGCGGCAAGGCGAAGACUGGCCGACCAGUAUCCGCAAUUGCACAACGCCGAAUUGUCGAAGACGCUGGGAAAAUUGUGGAGGAUCUUGAGCGACGGCGAGAAACAACCGUUUAUUGAGGAAGCUGAGAGACUGCGGAAUGCGCACAAGAAGCAACAUCCGCACUAUAAGUAUCAACCGCGCCGGAGGAAGCCUAAGUCGGACGAUCAGAUGGGCAUCAUCGUGCACAGAGGCGGACUUCCGUCGCCGGGGACCUCGCACGACUCUUCGGCCGGCUCCACGGAUUGCACCUACACCCGCCUGUAUCCGGACGCCGGCGUGAAGGCGUACGAGCGGCCGGCGACUUAUCACGACCCGAAAUCCGGCGCUUACGACCUCGCCAGACCGGUCUGGGUCAACGAGACGGUCGCCAAGUAUCCCGAUCAUCCUAAUAAACUGACGUACGAGACGACGGCGAGGAGCUACGCCGAGGCGAAGUGCCACGAGGUUGCCAAGUAUCACGAGAUGGCCGGCGCCAAGUAUCAUCACGAGAUGACCGGCGCCAAGUACCACCAUCAUCACGAUUCAGCGGCGACCAAGUAUCCGGAUCUACAGACUAAGCCCUACGACUUGCCCAAGUAUUCGGAGGCUAAGGGAUACCCGGACGGUCUGAAAUACUCCGCGGAGAUGAGCGGCGCCGCCGCUGCCGCCGCCGCCGCCGCCGCUAAGGCACCGUACGCCUGUGUGCACGGACAAUAUUAUCCUGCCGCGGAAGGAUACGGCGUCCACGGCGAGGAGAACGACUAUCAGCCGCAGAGUAUGUCCUCGCAUCCCUCCUUUUACCCUUACAUAUCGGCGUCCAUGGCGCAACCACCGUACUACAUGGGCCCCCGAUAGGGGGGUGACGCAUUUUUACGGUAAUUAAAUCUUGCUGAACUUAAUUAAAAUUGAAAGAACAAAGCGAUCAAAAGACUUUAUCUCGCGAUAUUAGAAAUAUAUAUAUAUAUAUAUAUAUAGACGUUUGAUAAAUAAGAGAAAAUUUUAGACAAUUGUUACGGACGCAUUUUAUGAAUAAAGUAAACGAGACGGUGUUUCUGCAUAAAAUUAAGACCGCGUCACUUCCCCUGAUCGCGAAUUGUUUCACUUUCUUUUGAGAAUUUUGUCUUAUCACUUAACAAAUUUCAUAGAUAAUUGUCCAUAAGUGACCCAUUGAGACUUAGAUAAAUCGAGUAUC
Messenger RNA from Linepithema humile (Argentine ant), 2683 nucleotides. RefSeq names its product transcription factor SOX-8-like. Gene Ontology annotation, molecular function: DNA-binding transcription factor activity, RNA polymerase II-specific; RNA polymerase II cis-regulatory region sequence-specific DNA binding. The record is from RefSeq and is a predicted model, not a curated record. Gene Ontology annotation, cellular component: nucleus. Gene Ontology annotation, biological process: regulation of transcription by RNA polymerase II. NCBI's taxonomy places the organism in Eukaryota, Metazoa, Arthropoda, Insecta, Hymenoptera, Formicidae.